GAUCUUCAUCUUCUCCCACGGGAGAUGCUGCUCGAAAUCCUAUCAAGACUCCCGAUCGCCUCUCUGACCCACUUCAAGAUCACUUCCCAUGCCGGGUAUGACUUAAUCGCCGAUCCAAGACUCCCUCCGAUGUUCUGUAAUUGGGUAAGCGACUCAGACCCAUGUCUGAUUCUGUUCAAAUACAAUUUCCCUGUCUCCCCGUCCCUGCAACUCUAUUUUGUGGAUAGUGAGGAUUGUAGUGGAAGGGUUAGGAAAAUCGACCCACCACAGCAUUCAGAAGUUGAGAAUCUGGUGGGUUCUUGCAAUGGGCUGUUAUGCUUAUCCUUAAUCGGUGGUUCAUCGGCGUCUCACAGUCUGCUAAUUUACAAUCCUUUUGUUGGAGACGCUGUGAGAGUCCCACCAGCGAAUCCAUUUCUUAAUCAAUUUGAAGUUUUUGGAUUUGGGUUUCAUCCGAGGACAGGAGAGUUCAAAGUGGUCAGGAUUGUGUGGUACGAGAAGAUCUUGACGGUCGUAGACCCGGCGCUAGAUGUGGAAGAAGUGGAAGAAGUGAGAGAAGUAAUGGUUCAGGUGUUUACCGUAGGAACAACAGAGUGGAGAAAUAUAGGAGCUACGCCUCCACAAUUGGCGGAUGUAAGACCAGCUGAGGCUCUAGUUGAAGGAUCUCUCCAUUGGGUGACUGUUGUUGGGAUGGGAGAGGUUGAUGAUAUCUUUGGUGUUACCUCCUUCGAGCUUGCAGAUGAGGUGUUCGAAGAAAUUCCGCAUCCACCUUGUCAACGAUUUGUGUCACGUGACUAUCGUCUUUCCAUGCUCAAUGGGUGUCUAUCGGCAGCUGGGUUAGUUGAUACUUUGCAUUUUGAUGUCUGGGUGAUGAAGGAAUACCAUGUUAAGGAAUCUUGGGUAAAACAAUUCUCCUUUGAUCCCUGUUCUCCUGGUGAAUUGCCAAGCUUCGUAAGAAGAUAUCCCAAAGUUAUAUGUGCACUGAAGAAUGGGGAGAUUCUGUUGUGGUAUAAUAACAGUCCUUUCACUUAUCUGGUUUCUUAUGAUCCUGUAGAAAACAGAUUCAAGACUCUUCAAAUGAGUGGAUUACCCAAUUGGUUCCAGGCAGUUCCUUUUCUACCUUCUCUUUUCUCAGCAAAAGCAACCAUGAAUUUGCAAUUUUGACUUCUCUUUCUGUAAGACUCUACCACUAGUUGUUUUAGUUUGUGUUGAAUCUUUGAUCAUCAAUGCAUCAGUAACAGUUGUGUUAUUUACAUCAUCAUGGAUGACCUCUGUUGUAUGGCAGUGAGACCCACCUGACUAUUAUCUGCCUUUUUCUCAGAAGGCAGGUCUGGAGAACGGGGAGAUUGUGUUGGAGUGUAACAAGCGUUAUAAUGCUCCCCUUGAAAUGGUGAUUGAAGAUUUUGCUUUGAGCUGGGUGGCAAGAUUCAUAAGAGUUUUAUGUGUCCUGAAGAACGGGAAGAUUUUGUUGGAGUGUAACAAGAAACUCUGGUUUCUUAUGAUCUUAAAACUAACGGGUUCAAGGCUCUAAAGAUCAACCGGCUCCCGUAGCGGUUCCAAGGUUUUGCUUUCCAGCAUACUCUGUUCUCAGUAUAGGAAACCUUUGAAAUAAUCUUCACAACUCUUC
Rubroshorea leprosula is the source of this 1624-nucleotide messenger RNA. Lineage: Eukaryota; Viridiplantae; Streptophyta; Magnoliopsida; Malvales; Dipterocarpaceae. The record is from the annotation of a GenBank genome assembly.